Zymoseptoria tritici IPO323 is the source of this 1588-nucleotide messenger RNA. RefSeq lists its product as uncharacterized. Gene Ontology annotation, molecular function: homoserine O-acetyltransferase activity. The transcript is spliced from 2 exons. The record is from RefSeq and is a predicted model, not a curated record. Gene Ontology annotation, biological process: L-homoserine metabolic process. NCBI's taxonomy places the organism in Eukaryota, Fungi, Ascomycota, Dothideomycetes, Mycosphaerellales, Mycosphaerellaceae. Bases 74 to 1588 code for a protein of 504 amino acids.
CCUCCACUUCCUCUUCAACAACAAACACUGUCUGCUCACAGCUGAUGCUGCCACAUAUCAACGAUUUAAUAAGAUGACAGAACAGAAUGGAUUGGUUCACGCCGCCCAGACGACCACUUUCAAGCGCAUCAAGCCGCAAGAACAACGCGAGAACCCCUUCGUCCACCUAAUCCCGAACCAGGACAUCGCCAUCAUCCCCGAAUUCACCCUCGAAUCCGGCGUAACCCUUCACAAUGUCCCUCUCGCCUACAAAACCUACGGAACCCUCGCUCCCGAGGCGGACAACGCCAUGGUCAUCUGCCACGCCCUGACCGGCAGCGCGGAUGUGCAAGACUGGUGGGGACCGCUACUGGGAGGACCAGGUGAGGACGGGAAGGAAGCAAGAGCGUUUGACAUGUCGAGGUUCUUCGUCCUCUGCAUGAACAGCCCAGGAAGUCCAUAUGGGAGUGCGAGUCCGGUCACGGCGAAGGACGGCGAUCCGGAGAAGGAGAACUACGGACCUGACUUCCCGCUCACGACGAUCAGGGACGAUGUGAAUCUGUUCAAAGUGCUGUUGGAUGAGCUGGGAGUCAAGCAGAUCGCGGUGGUGAUCGGAGGAUCGAUGGGAGGCAUGCUCGUGUUGGAAUUUGCGUACUUCGGGAAAGACUACGUGCGGACAAUCAUUCCGAUGGCUACGUCGGCGAGAUACAGUGCGUGGGGUAUCAGCUGGGGCGAGGCUCAGCGGCAGAGCAUCUACUGCGAUCCCAAGUAUGACGACGGAUACUACACUUUUCAGGAUCCACCGGCCAGUGGUUUGGGGGCGGCGCGCAUGUCUGCCCUGCUCACAUACCGGAGUCGCGACUCGUUUGAGUCCCGCUUUGGCCGCAAUCAUCCCGAUCCAGCGGUUUCCAAGCAGAGCAUCAAUGGUCCACGACAUGCACAGACUCCCGAUAGCGAGCACUUUGCGAUUCACAACGAAGGUCACAAGAAUGCUGGCGCGGCGAGACGACACUCUCGUCAGGGUAAUGGCAGCGACUCUCCUACGACGGCUGCUGUCAAGGACCCGCAAUUCUCUGGCACGACCGAUCUGCCCGUACAAGCACCUGCUCGCCGCCAAAAAGUAUCCACGUACUACUCCGCGCAAUCCUACCUCCGAUACCAAGGCGAGAAGUUCAUCUCGCGUUUCGACGCGAACUGCUACAUCGCCAUCACCCGCAAACUAGACACGCACGACGUUGCACGCGGCCGCACCGACACCACCGGCUCACCAACACCCGAAGAAGUUCGAGCAGCACUAGGCAUGAUCGAGCAGCCAACCCUCGUCCUCGGCAUCCAAUCUGACGGUCUCUUCACCUACGCCGAGCAAGAGGAGCUAGCAGCUGCGAUUCCCAACGCGGAGUUGAAGACGAUUGACAGUCCGGAUGGACAUGAUGCGUUUUUGCUUGAAUUUAAGCAGGUCAAUACGUUUUUGAAGGAGUUUAUGAAGCGCGAGUUGGCGGAUAUUAUGGCGCGGGAGCCGGUGAACUGGCCGCCGGAGAAGCAGGAGCAGAGAGAGGCGAAGGCUUCGACGUUUGGUGAGGCGGAGGUGGAGGAUAUUACUGCUUGGUAA